AUGAUGGUCCAAAACAGUGCCCGGGUGCGAAAACGGCCCAUACUGGACGGUUUCUCCCUCCAAAACGUGGCUGGACAGACCUGUGCCAUCGGACAUAGAGGCGUCCAGUUCCUCGCCGUGUGCGAGAUGGAGUGCCUGCAAGCGCAGCAGAGCCUGUCUAGCCGCAAGCGGUUUGGCACAAAAUGCGCGGGCUGUCUGCAGGGAAUCUCGCCAAACGACUUGGUGCGCAAAGCCCGCAGCAAGGUGUUUCAUCUGAACUGCUUCACCUGCAUGGUGUGUAACAAGCAGCUGUCCACGGGAGAGGAACUCUAUGUGAUAGACGAAAACAAGUUUGUGUGCAAAGAAGAUUAUAUGAGCUCCGGGGCAAUUAAAGAAGUCAACUUGAACUCAGUGUCGUCGUGUACGGAUAGGAGUUUAUCGCCGGAUCUGCAGGACCCAAUACAGGACGACAUAAAAGAGACGGACAAUUCAACGUCCUCAGAUAAGGAAACGAACAAUAUUGAGAAUGAGGAGCAGAACUCGGGGACCAAAAGGCGGGGGCCCCGGACCACCAUCAAGGCCAAGCAGCUGGAAACGUUAAAGGCCGCGUUUGUCGCCACGCCGAAGCCGACCCGGCACAUCCGAGAACAGCUGGCCCAGGAAACGGGACUGAACAUGCGGGUCAUCCAGGUUUGGUUCCAGAACAGAAGAUCCAAAGAGCGACGAAUGAAGCAGCUGAGUGCUCUGGGGGCCCGGCGGCACGCCUUCUUCAGGGGCCCAAGGAGGAUGAGGCCCCUGGGAGGCAGGCUGGAGGAUCCAGACAUUUUAGGACCUGGGGCCUACGGUUACUACGGAGAAUACCAAGGUGACUAUUACGCACCAGGAAGUAACUACGACUUCUUCCCCCACGGCCCUCCAUCCUCGCAGGCUCAGUCUCCGGCCGAGUCCCCCUACAUCCUCAGCUCCGGAGGAGCCAUGGAGGGAUCAGGCCACCACCCUUCAGAUGACCAAAGGUUCACGGACAUGAUCUCUCACGCAGAAACCCCCAGUCCAGAGCCGGGCUUACCGAGCUCCCUGCAGCCUGUCCCGGGGGAGGCUUACGGGGGUGGACCCAGUCCUCCUUUCUCCUUGGCUAGUAACUCCAGCUACAGCGCUCCUAUGUCCCACCAAGGCCAGGAGAUGGGGGAAACCACAGCCUGGUAA
Molecule: messenger RNA, 1182 nt
Organism: Morone saxatilis (striped sea-bass)
Lineage: Eukaryota; Metazoa; Chordata; Actinopteri; Moronidae
Gene: lhx5
Product: LIM homeobox 5
Exons: 5
Coding region: 1-1182 (393 amino acids)
Biological process (GO): regulation of transcription by RNA polymerase II; neuron differentiation
Cellular component (GO): nucleus
Molecular function (GO): DNA-binding transcription factor activity, RNA polymerase II-specific; RNA polymerase II transcription regulatory region sequence-specific DNA binding
Source: RefSeq, a predicted model, not a curated record